AUGGAGAAGAAACAUAUUCCGAUACUAAUAUUCUCAUUCUUUCUACUGAAACACAUCGCCGGUGCUAACGCCGACUGCUCUCCGGCCUCCUGCGGCCCCAACGAACCACAUGUACGGUUCCCGUUCCGUAUCCUCGACCUGCAACCAGCCCGGUGCGGUUUCCCCGGUUUUGACCUCUCAUGCGACGAACAAAACCAAACAAUCAUCCAGCUUCCAUCAUCAUCCCUGCCAUACAUCGUCAACAGUAUUUCCUAUCUCGAACAGUUGAUCUACAUAGAUCCGGGAUUUUGCCAGCCAAACCGAAUAGUUAGUGUCAACAUAACCGACACGUCAUUCAGUGACAGUAACCUAAUGAUGCAGAACUACACUUUUUUCAACUGCUCACAGAACUACAGUACCUUGUAUCCGGUCGUCCGAUUCCCUUGCCUAAGCACCGGAAACUACUCAGUAAUUGCUAUUGUGACCGAUUCAUAUAAUCCUGGAUACGUGCCUCCGAAUUGUGAGUUUAUGAAGAGGAUCGUGGUGCCGAUUCUGCCAAACGGUGUCCUAAGUCAGGAAUUGGAAUUGAUGUGGUCCACUCCCUACUGCAAAUCUUGUGAAAGGGAAGGUAUUUCGAGAGGUGCUAUAUACGGAUUAAGCAUAGGCAUCGGUGUACCUACAUUGAUAUUUAUCAUCAGUCUUGCAUACUACUUAUCUUAUAAACGAAAAGGCCAUAAUGGCUCUCAUAACCAAAGAGUUGUCGAGGAUAAUUCUGGAAUGUAA
Molecule: messenger RNA, 762 nt
Organism: Lactuca virosa
Lineage: Eukaryota; Viridiplantae; Streptophyta; Magnoliopsida; Asterales; Asteraceae
Source: the annotation of a GenBank genome assembly